ACGCCGCCCUCAGUUGCAAAAGCAAAAGCAAACAGAGCAGACGAAAGCGCAGUACCAAAGAAAACAACAGCGAAAUUUGCAUAGAAAGUGCAGAGUGAAUCAUCAUAAAACACACUUGUGCGAAAUUACGUUUAAAAAUGGAUUACAAGCCUGUGCCCACUGUUGUGCCCCGCAACCCCUUCGACCCCGCCAACGACAGCCAGGAGCUGCGUGAUGCGAUGCGUGGCCUGGGCACCGAUGAGCAGAGAAUCAUCGAUGUGCUGACGACGCGCACCAAUGGGCAACGUCAGAAAAUUAGAGCCAUCUAUGAGUCAGAGUUUGAAAGUGAUCUUAUCGAUGACUUGAAGGGCGAGCUGGGCGGCCAUUUUGAAGAUGUCAUUGUGGCACUGAUGCGACCACCGGUCGAAUAUCUGUGCAAGCAGUUGCAUGCGGCCAUGGCCGGUGUGGGCACCGAGGAGGCGACGCUCGUCGAGAUCUUGUGCACCAAGAGCAACGAGGAGAUGCAGCAGAUUGCCGUCACUUACGAGGAUCAGUAUGGACGCCCCCUGGCCGAGCAGAUGUGCAGCGAAACGUCUGGCUUCUUUCGCCGCCUGCUCACGCUUAUUGUGACGGGAGUGCGUGAUAAUCUGGAUACGCCCGUGGAUGCCGAGCAGGCCAAGGAUCAGGCUGCACAGCUGUAUGCGGCUGGCGAGGCCAAACUGGGCACCGACGAGGAGGUCUUCAAUCGCAUCAUGGCGCACGCCAGCUUCGCCCAGCUGCGUCUCGUCUUUGACGAGUACAAGGAGCUCUCUGGCCAGACCAUUGAGCAGGCGAUCAAGCAUGAGAUGGCCGAUGAGCUGCACGACGCCCUGAUGGCCAUAGUUGAGUGUGUGCAGUCGCCAGCGGCUUUCUUUGCCAAUCGUCUGUACAAAGCAAUGAACGGCGCCGGCACCGAUGACGCGACGCUUAUACGCAUCAUUGUCUGUCGCUCUGAGAUCGAUCUGGAGACGAUCAAGCAGGAGUUUGAGCGCAUCUACAAUCGCACGCUGCACAGUGCUGUUGUGGCGGAGACUUCGGGUGAUUACAAGCGCGCCUUGACAGCGCUGUUGGGAGGCGCCUAAAAAAGGAACAGAAACAGGAAUAGAAGAAUGUCAAUGCUAAUCCGAGAUUAAAUAUAUAUAUAUAGUAUUGUAGUGCCUUUAGAACAGUAUGACUCGCUUUUAAUGUUUGCUUGAAGCGCACAGUUGCAGCUAUAAAAUUAUUAUUAUGUGUAUUACAAAACUUAAGCUAAAACUUUAAGAAGUUUUAAUAAAAUUGUUACUCAACUUCAAA
Messenger RNA from Drosophila sulfurigaster albostrigata, 1311 nucleotides. RefSeq names its product annexin B10 (gene AnxB10). Gene Ontology annotation, cellular component: cytoplasm. Bases 138 to 1100 code for a protein of 320 amino acids. Gene Ontology annotation, molecular function: calcium ion binding; calcium-dependent phospholipid binding. Lineage: Eukaryota; Metazoa; Arthropoda; Insecta; Diptera; Drosophilidae. The record is from RefSeq and is a predicted model, not a curated record. The transcript has 4 exons.